GGCACAGAAAGAACAUCCAUGGACAAGAUGUUAUUGGAAGGUGACACAGAACGACAUGAGGAAGAGGAGUUUGAAGACAGCGAGAACAGUCAGGGUGUGGAGAGGGUGCAUGUCAUGUUGAGAAAGGCCUCGAGGAUCCCUAUCCGAGGCCGACGCAAGGUCAGGAAUUCAUACUCAAAACAAGAUUUCAGCAAACCCACCCCCUUGUACAAGGAACCUGAUGUCCUCAAAGCCAUGCCACCAGACAUGAAGACUGAUAUUUUUCAAGCCCCACCCACAAACCUUGAACCUGACAUUUUCCAAGCCCCAGACUUGCAUCAAAAUAGAAACCCCUUCCAGUCCUCACUCAUGGACACUAAGCCUGAUGUCAUCCGGGAAUCAUCUUCAGUUAUAAAACCUGACAUUUUCCAGGUGAAUCCUUCAGAUCUGAAAGAAGAUAUCUUCCACGCCCCACCUUCAGAUCUGAAACGUAACAUUUUCCGAGUUACACCGUCAAACCUGAAAUCUAAUGUUUUCCAGUCCAAACCUUCAAAUCAGCAUCCUGACCUCUUUCAGGCCACAUCUGCAGAUGCUAACCCUGAUAUUUUCUUGACAUCUCCAUCAAUUCCUAACAACAUCCAGGUCACACCCUUGGACAUGAAGGGUGACAUCUUUCAAUCUCCUCCUUCAAAUCUAAAACCUAAUCCCUUCCAAGCAAGGCCCUCGACCCUAAAACCUGACAUAUUCCAGAUUACACCUUGUAAUCAGAAUUCGGACUCUUUCCAGGCCACAUGUUUGGACCCUGAACCAAAUGUCUUUUUGCCAUCACCCUCAAAUCUGAAACCAGAUAUCUUCCAAUCAACACCUUCUAACCUGAAGACUGACAUUUUUCAAACUCUAUCUUCAGACCUGAAUCCCAACACAUUCCCAUCGACACCCUUGGACUUAAAGCUUGAUGUCAGCCAAGUGAUAGAUUCAAAUCAAAACCCUGAACCCUUUCAGGCUACUUCUUUGGACCCUAAAACGGAUAUCUUCUGGGCAUCACCCUCAAACCUUAAACCUGACAUUUUUCAAGUCACUCCCUCAAAUACGAAGCAAAAUAUCUUUCAACCCUCAACUUCCAACCCAAUGGCAGACCUAUUCCAAGCCUCGCUUUCAGAUUUGAAAACCAAUACUACCCAAGCCACAACCUUGAGCACAAAACUUGAUAUCAUUCAGGCCACAUUUUCGAAUCAGAAUGCUGUCCCUCUCCUGGCUCCUACUUUGGACCCUAAAAGAGAUAUAUGCUCAGCAAAACCCUCAGAUCUGAAACCAGAAAUCUUUCAAGCUAUAUCCUCAGAUCUGAAAGAAGAUAUCUUCCAGCCUAUGCCAUCUGACCUGAAAUCUGACACCCUUAAAGACAAUGCACUAGACAUGAAAUCUGAUGUUAGAUCAUCUGAUAAGAAAUACAAUCCAUUCGAGACCACACAGAAUGAUCUGAAACAAGACCUUUUCAAGGCCAGACCUUCUGAUCUGGAAGAUGUCUUUAGAUCCCCCUCCCCAGACCUGAAAAAGGGCAUCUUCCAGGACUCUCCAAUCUAUGCAAAACAGAAUGGUCACACCAGCAGCACACAACAUGCAUUUUCUCCUCUGCCUCACCAGGACAGUAAAGCCAAAGCUAUUGAGGAAGAUGAUUACCCAGUCUUUGAAAACAUUCUUCUUAUUGGACAGGAAAAAUGUGUUGAAGACUGGCCAGAAGAUAGCCCAGUGCUUAAUCCUGACUGGAAACCACCUGGCAGAUAUAGGCUUCGAAGAGAGUCCUUAAGGGUUACCAUGGAAAAGGAGAAUGGCAAGGAGGAUUUUGCGGACAAUGGUCAUGAGAAGGAUGGCAAGAUGAAAAAAGGAAGAAGAUUCAGUGUGACUCUUGGCUACAGAAGAGGUUCGAAGAGUAAAUAUGAGAAUCCCAACUCAGAACGCAGGAAGUCCCAGGAAAAUUUUCUGGAUGAUAACGGAGACAUUAAUACAAGUUGCAGAGGUUCCAAGGAGAAUUUUCUGGAUGAAAUAAAAUAUGGAGGUGUGAACACAAGCCGGAGAGCGUCCAAGGAGAAUUAUCUGGAUGAUAAUGGAGACAUUAAUACAAGUCGCAGAGGCUCCAAGGAGAAUUAUCUGGAUGAAAUAAAGUAUGGAGCUCUGAGUACAAGUCGGAGAGCUUCCAAGGAGAAUUAUCUGGAUGAUAAUGGAGACAUUAAUACAAGUCGUAGAGGCUCCAAGGAGAAUUAUCUGGAUGAAAUAAAGUAUGGAGGUCUGAGUACAAGUCGGAGAGCUUCCAAGGAGAAUUAUCUGGAUGAUAAUGGAGACAUUACUACAAGUCGUAGAGGCUCCAAGGAGAAUUAUCUGGAUGAAAUAAAGUAUGGAGGUCUUAGUACAAGUCGGAGAGCUUCUAAGGAGAAUUAUCUGGAUGAAAUAAAGUAUGGAGGUCAUAGUACAAGUCGGCGAGGUUCCAAGGAGAAUUAUCUGGAUGAUGGAGACAUUCACUCAAGCCGCAGAGGUUCCAAGGAAAAUUAUCUGGAUGAGGCAACAUGUGGCAGUCUUAAUAAACCACGCCGAGAUUCCAAGUUUCUUGAAGAAUACUCAGAGACAAAGCCAGAAUUCUUGAGGGAGGGAGCUGGAGAAGGUGAAGAGAACAACAUCACACAACACAAGAAAGGAAAAAAGAUCAAAAUUCCUUUCUUGCAACCCAGAGGCUCCAAGGAAAAUAUUUUGGAUGUAACAAAAUGUGAUGAUCUCAGUGGGACACGCAGAGAUUCGAAGAGUAUACCAGAGCCAGAGGAGAAUCUACCUGGAGCCACUUGUGCUGACUACCAUCUGUCAGAAGCAGCAGAGGCUGAGUGGCUCUCUGCCCAGGAGGACAUGAUGCGCUGUAAGCACCCAGAAGCCGAGGAGAUCCAGGAGAAAGAAGCGGACACCGAUAGUCUGAUGGAUUGGUGGAACUCAGUGGAACUAUGGGAUGAGUUCCCCUCCGAUGUGAAAGAAGAUCUGACUGAGGAAGAGGAGGCUAAAAUACUUGUGAUGCUUGCAGAAAAGGUGCAGAAGGGGAUUCGUGUCUUUAACAAGGUGUUCAUUGAGCGUGCAGAAGGCCUUUGGAAACACAUCAUCACCCUUGGUGCUAUUGCUGACAACACCUGCAGUGUCCACAAAAAGGCCAGAAUUGCCAAUAUCACAGGUGGCACCACCACCGCCGUGGGAGGGGUGGCUGCUAUCACUGGCCUGGCGCUCGUCCCCAUCACCUUUGGAGCUUCCCUGAUCGUCACUGCUGUAGGGGUGGGUGUGGCUGCAGCGGGAGGGCUGGCCUCAGCCUCUGCAGCCAUCUCCGACAAUGUCAAUAACUCCAUGGACCGCAAGAAGGUGGAACAUGUGGUGGAGGACUAUGAGGCCAAGAUGGCCGAUGUUAGCAAGUGCCUGAAGUUCAUCAGUGACGGGCUGGAGAAGAUGCGGAUCCGCAGCGAGAAGAGGAGCACGUGGAUCUUCCACCCAGACUGGGAAACACGACGAGCAGUUCAGAUAGCCAGUCUAGGAGAGGGGGAAGUGGCGCAGGCAGUCCGCGUGGUCAACAUGAUCUAUGGACAACUCGGAAGCCUUUUCCAGGGCAUGAAAAGCUUCUACGGAGUGCAUGACGCACGUGAGAUCAAGAAGGGUGCCAAGAAGGAGUUUGCUGCUAAAGUGCGGGAUGUAGCACAGCAUCUUCAGGAUGGGCUCAUGGAACUUUACGAGAUUCGAGAGCAGCUCCAGGAUGCUGUUGGCUAUAUCUGAAGUCAUCACCAGAGUCCUUUUAUGCUUGCUCAAUAAAAUUUAUUGUCCUGUAAUUUUUCAGCAAGUAAACAUCGUUCCACUUUUGUUCUUUGGUCUUCCGUUAUUGGCUCUUCUGUGGCCCUCAGUAGCUGCAGUUAGGUAACUGUAAUAAGAGAUAGAAAUAUUAUAGUACAGUUACAUAUAUAUGUUUUUAUUUUAAUUAAAUCAAACAGUUGAUAUAAAAUCUUGACUAGACAAGAGUACUACUCACCAUCUUC
Molecule: messenger RNA, 4025 nt
Organism: Scleropages formosus (Asian bonytongue)
Lineage: Eukaryota; Metazoa; Chordata; Actinopteri; Osteoglossiformes; Osteoglossidae
Exons: 30
Coding region: 19-3768 (1249 amino acids)
Biological process (GO): lipoprotein metabolic process; lipid transport
Cellular component (GO): extracellular region; membrane
Molecular function (GO): lipid binding
Source: RefSeq, a predicted model, not a curated record